Pygocentrus nattereri (red-bellied piranha) is the source of this 1160-nucleotide messenger RNA. RefSeq lists its product as uncharacterized. NCBI's taxonomy places the organism in Eukaryota, Metazoa, Chordata, Actinopteri, Characiformes, Serrasalmidae. The record is from RefSeq and is a predicted model, not a curated record. Bases 7 to 1053 code for a protein of 348 amino acids. Gene Ontology annotation, biological process: response to bacterium. The transcript is spliced from 6 exons.
UUUCCAAUGAUGGCUCAAGCUGCGAUUAUCAUCUUACUUCUCUACAAGAUAUACUCUGUUCCAGCAGUGAGAAAUUCAGAGCCAGUAGUCAUCUCAGCUGAGCCUGGUAAAGAGGUCACUAUCACCUGCACAUUUGUAGAUGACUCUAGUGCAGAUGUUAGGAUUUGGUACAAACAAAGACUGGAGCACAUUCCACUGGAAGUGGGAUCAAAGUGUAAAGAUAAGGACCCAGUAAUGUCACCACGUUUCAAACAAACAAGAUUUAAAAUAGGUAGAAUAGUGAAUGGCAUUUCUCUCAGGAUUGAACAUGUUACUAAAGAAGAUGAAGGAAUGUACUUCUGUGGGCUGAGCGGACAGAAAGAGAUGAACGUUUCUACUGCUACAUUCUUGGCUGUAACAGGACAGUCAGACAUAUCAGUGCUCCAAACUGCAGUACAGGGUUCAGUUUCUCCAGGAGAGUCGGUCACUCUGCAGUGCACAGUCCUCUCUGAGAUCACAGCAGCAGAUCUCCGAGUGCUCUGGGUCAGAGCUGCUGCAGGACAAUCCUUUCCUGAAAUCAUUUACACUCAUCAGAACAGCAGCAGCCGUCAGUGUGAGAUCAGCUCUUCUACAAGCUGCUCUGUGUAUGAGUUCUCUAAGAACAUCCUCGACCAGCACCAUACUGGAACUUACUACUGUGCUGUGGCUGCUUGUGGGAAGAUCAUUUUUGGGAAUGGAGCAUCAGUAGAACUGAAUCCUGCAGGUCAUAUCGUUCCUGUAAUGCUGACCCUGGCAGUUUUCUCAGCAGUGUGUGUGGCUGUAAUCUGCGCUCAAACCAUUUUAAUCCAUAGACUGAGAAAAUCUGAAUGCCGUGCUGGUGAGAAAGCUCAAGAGGGGGCUGUGAAUGAGAGGACCACCAGACAGGAACAAAAUCCUGAGAACCUGCAUUACGCUGCCAUCCACAUCAAAGAGAAGAAAGCCAAAGGUGGGAGAGUGAAGAGAGAACAGCCUGAAGACGUUGUUUACUCUCACGUGAGAAGCUCCAAAGCUGCUGCUCAGCGCUCACAUCGCUAGUUUCCUAAGAUGAUCAUGAGUGAAGAUUUGGACCUUUUCAUGCCUCAAAUGAGCUCCAGUCUUUAAUCUGUAGCUUUUAUUUCUUGUUAGUGAUUGUUCUGCUGAUU